CACAUGCGCUAAACCCUGAGCUUCUGCAGCCAUUUCGGAAGAGAAAUGGCCGGUCCACUGCUUCGCUCCCUUUGGUCGACCACCAGGAAGUCUCUCUCCUCCUCUUCCCCGUCGGCCCCUCUCAGGCCAUUCCUCUGUCCACGCCCUCAUGCCUACGCGCUUCCCCGCUGUUUCUCGGCGGUGGCGGGAGCUGCCGCAGCCGCCGCUCCAGGAAGCUCCCUGGACCCGAACCGGCUCCGGAACGUGGCCGUGAUUGCACAUGUGGAUCAUGGGAAGACCACCCUGAUGGACCGGCUCCUCCGGCAGUGUGGCGCCGACAUCCCCCACGAGCGCGCCCUCGACUCCAUCAGUCUCGAGCGCGAGCGCGGCAUCACCAUUGCUUCCAAGGUUACGGCCAUUUUGUGGAAGGAAAACGAACUAAAUAUGGUUGAUACACCCGGCCAUGCGGACUUUGGUGGUGAAGUUGAGCGGGUUGUUGGCAUGGUUGAAGGAGCAGUUUUAGUUGUAGAUGCUGGUGAAGGUCCCCUUGCACAAACAAAGUUUGUCCUUGCAAAAGCCUUAAAAUAUGGAUUACGCCCUAUUCUUCUUCUAAACAAAGUAGACCGUCCUGCAGUUACUGAGGAGAGGUGUGAUGAAGUUGAGAGUCUAGUCUUUGAUCUUUUUGCAAAUCUUGGUGCUACAGAGGAGCAGCUGGAUUUUCCAGUUCUCUAUGCUUCUGCCAAAGAAGGAUGGGCUUCCUCCACCUUCACUAAAAGUCCUCCUGAUAAUACCAAGAGCAUGUCAGAGUUGCUUGAUGCAAUCAUAAGACAUGUUCCUCCACCAACAGCAAGCCUUGAUGCACCUUUUCAAAUGCUGGUUUCCAUGAUGGAAAAAGAUUUUUAUCUUGGGCGAAUAUUGACUGGACGUGUUUCUUCUGGUGUUAUCCGUGUUGGGGACAGAGUACAUGGACUUCGUAGCACAGAUUCUGGAGUGGAGAAAAUUGAAGAGGGAAAGGUUCUGAAACUAAUGAAAAAGAAGGGUACAAACAUGGUUUUAAUUGAUAGUGCAGGAGCUGGUGAUAUAAUAUCAAUGGCUGGGUUGACAAGUCCAUCUAUUGGACAUACAGUGGCGAAUGUGGAGGUUAUGACUGCACUGCCCACUGUUGAGUUGGAUCCCCCAACCAUUUCCAUGACCUUUAGCGUCAAUGACUCUCCACUGGCUGGUCGUGAUGGCACCCAUUUAACUGGUGGAAAAAUUGGUGACCGAUUAAUGGCGGAAGCAGAAACAAAUCUAGCCAUAAAUGUGCUUCCAGGAUUAUCAGAAUCAUAUGAAGUUCAGGGGAGGGGAGAGCUUCAACUGGGUAUCUUAAUUGAGAAUAUGAGGCGUGAAGGAUUUGAGCUCUCCGUCUCACCACCUAAAGUCAUGUAUAAGACUGAGAAGGGUGUCAAGUUUGAGCCAUUGGAAGAAGUGACUAUUGAGGUCAAUGAGGAGCAUGUUGGGUUAGUCAUGGAGGCACUCUCUCAUAGGCGAGCUGAGGUUGUUGACAUGGGCCCUGUUGCAGGAAGUGAGGGCAGAACAAGAAUAUCCAUGACUUGUCCAUCAAGGGGCCUGGUUGGUUACAGGAGUGUGUUUAGCAGUGACACACGUGGCACUGGAUUUAUGCAUCGUGCUUUCUUAACUUAUGCUAAGUUUCGAGGUCCUCUUGGAAAUGUCAGGAAAGGAGUAUUGGUAUCAAUGGGUCACGGAACAAUAACAGCAUAUGCGCUAGUGAGUUUAGAACCUCGUGGAACUCUCUUUGUAACUCCUGGCAUGGAGACUUAUGAUGGCAUGAUUGUUGGUGAACAUUCCCGGGAUACAGAUCUUGAUAUCAACCCAGUAAGGGCUAAGGAACUUACCAAUAUACGAGCUGCUUCCAAGGAUGAGAAUGUGAAGCUAACCCCUCCUCGUCUUAUGACUCUUGAAGAGGCGAUAGGGUAUGUUGCUUCUGAUGAGCUCAUUGAGGUGACACCCAAAGCCAUUAGGUUAAGGAAGAAAUACUUGGACGCUAACAAGCGUAAAAUGAUGAGGAAUAAGCCCAAGGAUUGAAGCCUCUAUCCUCAAAAACAAUUUUGCAACGGUAAAAUCAUCAUUCAUCAUUUUUAGAAUAGGUAAUUAUUAUUGUUAUUCAGUUCAUCUGCCCCUAUUUAGAUGGUAUGUUUUGGAAACUCAAAAAAGAAUAUUCUUUUCUACGAAUUCUGAGAAGCAAGGAAACAAUGGUUGUUGUAUUGGUUAAUAAACAAUAAUGAGAAAGAGAAAGAGAAAAGAGAAAUCAGUAGAAUCCACACUUAGAUGUAUUAUAUUGAAAGCAUGAAACCAUGGCCUGGUGUUUAUAUUAGAGAGUGGGUUAGUGUUGUUCAUCAUUAGGGGUUGGUAGAGCAUCACUUUCAAGUUCAAAUUUGAUAGUUGUGUCACCAUGAUAUGUUGUUCAAAAUCUGAGUCUCCAGGGCAUCAUUUCUCGCCCUUAGACUUUGAAAUUUCUCCACCAACUGGUCAUCUUUUUCUCGGAAAGAAGUCCCGGCUUUUGUCCUUUUAUAUCCAUUCAGUUGAAGAAAAAGAUCCAAGGCAGCAAUGUGGUCGGAAUAAGGGUGAUGUUCCUUUUUCCCUUUUGUUUCCUUGGUAAAUACUGAAGUGAUUUAAUUGGUGGGCAUGCACGAUGGUUGGUUGUCAUCCAUUUAUUGAGGGGAAAAGUUCAAAGUAAAUAGAAUGAUUGAAGCUUCAUGUAGAUGUCAAAGAAGCUCCUUAAUUGGCUAUUUAUUCCUCUUGCAUUGUGACCCAAAAUUUGCAGUAUAGAGUGUUUAUAGAGUGGUGGGUGGGGUUGUUAUUGUGAAAUGUUGGCACAUGCUCCUCUUUAAAAGUGGAGGUCUCUUAGCUUUUGCUUGUU
Molecule: messenger RNA, 2899 nt
Organism: Vitis riparia (riverbank grape)
Lineage: Eukaryota; Viridiplantae; Streptophyta; Magnoliopsida; Vitales; Vitaceae
Product: 50S ribosomal subunit assembly factor BipA
Exons: 19
Coding region: 46-2064 (672 amino acids)
Cellular component (GO): ribonucleoprotein complex; cytosol
Molecular function (GO): GTPase activity; GTP binding
Source: RefSeq, a predicted model, not a curated record